ACACUGCACAAAAACAUGAGCUGUUGUUAAAUGAGAGCGAAUUUUUAGAUUUCGGUUUUCAGCGAGCGCGCGUGCCAAAUAUUACACACGAAUAUCGGUAGUGCAAAUUAUAAAAUAAAAGACAAGCACAACGGGCCAGGACACUCGACUCAAUGGUGGCAUUGCUAUAGUUUGCUUUCCGGACUGAUUUUUUAUUUUAAAUUACAUGUUUUUUUUUUGUUGUUAUACUAUUGAUUAAAUUUGCUGUGAAUACACACACACAUACAUAGGCACGCACGCCCGAGCUCACACACACACACACAUACACACAAAAAAAAACGGUUAGAGAAGAAAAACAACAACAAAAUUUUUAGCUGGCGCGCAAAUACACACACAAAAAAUUCCCCCCAAAUACACUAAAUUGAUAAAUUGCUUAGACGCUAAAUGAGUCGAAGAAUAUUGCUAUAGAGCGUGAUAUAGCUGUUUCCACCGAUUGCAGAAACAAUGGACGUUGCUGAUAAGAUUCAGACGGCUUCCAGCACCAGCACAACCACAACAGCGGAACCAGCAACAUCGACACUUACCCAGCGCAAUGGCAGGCUGGAUUGGGAGCAAAUCCUACAGGAUCAGCCGGAUCAGGCACAGGAGUCGGUGCCACAGGCCAGCCCUCAAAAGCAAAAUCCACAACAACAGUCACAGGCCAUGUCGGCGGACGAGAGAAAGGCCACCAAGAAGUCCCUGGUGAUUGUGGCCGCCAUAUUCGUGGCCAGUGUGGCUACCAUGUUCUAUGUCUACGCUAUAUUUCCCGAGCUCAAUGAAUCGGAGAAGAAACAUUUGAAAAUACCGCGUGAUAUUCAAGAUGCCAAGAUGCUGGCCAAGGUCCUGGACCGCUACAAGGACAUGUACUACUUCGAGGUUAUGUUCGGCGUGGUCGUCGCUUACGUAUUCCUACAAACAUUCGCCAUUCCCGGAUCGCUGUUCCUGUCGAUUCUUCUCGGAUUCCUCUACAAGUUCCCCAUCGCCCUGUUCCUGAUCUGUUUCUGCUCGGCGCUGGGCGCCACGCUCUGCUACACUCUGUCCAAUCUGGUGGGCCGGCGACUCAUCCGACACUUCUGGCCGAAGAAGACCAGCGAAUGGUCCAAACAUGUCGAGGAGUACCGGGACAGUCUAUUCAACUAUAUGCUAUUCCUGCGAAUGACACCGAUCCUGCCCAAUUGGUUCAUCAAUCUGGCAUCGCCGGUAAUUGGAGUACCGUUGCACAUCUUCGCCCUGGGCACCUUUUGCGGUGUGGCACCGCCCUCGGUGAUCGCCAUCCAGGCGGGCAAAACGCUCCAAAAGAUGACCAGCUCCAGUGAAGCGUUCUCCUGGACAUCAAUGGGUGUGCUAAUGUUUUGCGCCUGCGCAUCGUUAUUACCGGGACUGCUUAAAAAUAGGUUCAAGCACAAGAAGGAAGCGUAAACCAUUAAUCGGAAAUAGUACCGUGUUAGGAAUGAAAAUCGGGAAUCCCCGCGCAGGAUGAUCCCGCCAAAAAACGCUAUUCCCCCAAACUGAAACCAAAACAACAAGAUAAAUCAUAAACUGUAAUUUAUAGAGAUACCAAGAGAUGAACGAAAAUAUUAACUAAAACCGAAAUAAAAAAAAAAGAUAGUGCGUCUAUUUUGGAAUUAAAAACAUGACGCUCGCCACGUUCCUCCUCCUCAAAAAUGAUGAAACAAUUUUAAAAAAAAAAAACCGGU
This is a messenger RNA of Drosophila bipectinata, 1715 nucleotides long. RefSeq names its product Transmembrane protein stas (gene stas). The record is from RefSeq and is a predicted model, not a curated record. Gene Ontology annotation, cellular component: endoplasmic reticulum membrane. NCBI's taxonomy places the organism in Eukaryota, Metazoa, Arthropoda, Insecta, Diptera, Drosophilidae.